AUGGGUGGGGCAGUUGCUCGGAAGGCGUUAACUUCCAAGGUGCAGGCAAACGCUCUGCUGGCAGACUUGGAGUCUACCACCUCCCACAUCUCCAAACGGCCUGUGUUCUUGUCCGAGGAGACCCCCUACUCAUACCCAACUGGAAACCACACGUACCAGGAGAUUGCCGUGCCACCUCCUGUCCCUCCACCACCGUCCAGCGAGGCCCUCAAUGGCACCAUCCUUGACCCUUUAGACCAGUGGCAGCCCAGCAGUUCCCGAUUCAUCCACCAGCAGCCUCAGUCCCCAUCACCUGUGUACGGCUCCAGUGCCAAAGCUUCCAGUACCUCCAACCCCCAGGACGACAUCGGUGUCUCUCCGUGUUCCCGAGUGGGCGAGGAGGAGCACGUCUACAGGUACUGUCCCAGCCCCUCCCCAGCCACCUGCCCCUCCUGCUCAGAAAUACCAGGGACCUGGCCAGGGUUGGAGGCACCUGAGGCCAGGGACCAGGCAUGGCAACUGGACCUCAGGGGGUUCUGCUUCUAG
This is a messenger RNA of Galeopterus variegatus (Sunda flying lemur), 525 nucleotides long. RefSeq names its product paxillin-like. The coding region runs from base 1 to 525 and encodes 174 amino acids. The record is from RefSeq and is a predicted model, not a curated record. NCBI's taxonomy places the organism in Eukaryota, Metazoa, Chordata, Mammalia, Dermoptera, Cynocephalidae. The transcript has 3 exons. Gene Ontology annotation, molecular function: nucleic acid binding; zinc ion binding.